CGAGAAAGAAACUUAUUAUAAAUACUUCGACGCUUCUCUGUAGAUUCUCUCUCUCUCCAUGCUUCAUGCCUUCAUAGAUUCUGCGCGUAUCUUCCACUCUCAUCCUUCAUUAGUUUUCUUAUUUCAUCACAACCUUGUAAUCUGCCAUAAAAAUGGUGGUAGCUACGCAAGUUAAUCCAAUCCGUAUGGAAAAGAUUCGAGAAGUAGAUAUUCCAGUGAUCGAUCUUUCUUGCAGUCGAUCGAAAGUAGCAAAGCUCAUUGUAAAGGCUUGUGAAGAAUAUGGUUUCUUCAAAGUCAUUAACCAUGGUGUCUCUCAUCAUAUAAUAAAGGAAAUGGAAGAUGAAAGUUUUGAGUUCUUUGAUAAACCCUUACCCGAAAAGGAACUAUUUGGAUCCGGCAACCCCUUCGGCUAUGGUAGCAAGAACAUUGGCCUUAGUGGAGACACGGGAGAGCUUGAAUACCUUCUUCUUCCAACUAAUCAAAACGCCAUUGCUCAGACCUCCAAAUUCAGGUGUGUGGUGAGUAGUUAUGUCAAAAGUGUUAGGGAGUUGGCAUGUGAGAUAUUGGAAUUGAUAGCCAAAGGGUUGGGGGUCCCACACUCUUUAUUCAGCCACUUGGUCAGACACUUUGACAGUGACUCCCUUCUCAGGCUAAAUCACUAUCCACCUGUCACUCACUCCUUCCACCAUGGCAACAUCGGCUUCGGAGAGCACUCUGACCCUCAGAUCAUCACCCUUCUCAGAUCCAACGAUGCUCCUGGUCUUCAGAUAUCUCUCAGAAAUGGCCUUUGGCUUCCUGUUUCACCUGACCCACAUGCCUUCUGUGUCAAUAUCGGUGAUAUCUUGCAGGCUAUGACGAAUGGAAGGUUUGUAAGUGUGAGGCAUCGAGCCAUGGCUAACUUGUUACCUAACCAAUCUAGACUAUCGAUGGUUUUCUUUGGUGCACCCCCACCCGAAGCAACAAUCGCUUGCCCACCACAACUACUCAAACGAAAUAAGCCGAUUUACAAAACUUUCACUUGGUCUGAGUACAAGUCGCAUACCUAUGCUCACCGACUAGGUGAAACUAGGCUUGAUCAUUUCAAGAUUACUUAGGCAGAACAAAAUGUUUGUUGUAAAUCCUUUUUCUUUAGUUGCAAGUUUUGUAGAUCGAGAACAAUGUUUGAUUGUACUAUGUAGGUCUCCUAUUGUACAUUGUUUUGGAAUAUUAGUUUGGACUUAAACAUGUUUUUUCUGUCUAAUGCAUCCGGGAGUG
This is a messenger RNA of Lactuca saligna, 1254 nucleotides long. Lineage: Eukaryota; Viridiplantae; Streptophyta; Magnoliopsida; Asterales; Asteraceae. The record is from the annotation of a GenBank genome assembly.